AUGACUGAUGUGAUCAGCCUGCUCACAUUUCCAGACACAUCCAAGGCAUUCACGGCCUACCGGUCUACAGUAGUCGAUGUUGACGAUCGGUCAGCAUCUCAUCCACGCAAAACCCCGCGCCUGGACGCCGACUCAGACUCCGGUUCUGCAUCCAGGUCGCGCAAUAGUGUCAAAGGCAAGAACGUCGACAGAGGCGGCCCAGUAAGGAUUCAGGUGCACGGUUUUACGGGCGGUGUGGUCGGAUCUGCGUUGAACAAGGCUUAUGAUAACUUGUUCGUGCGGCUAUCGCGCAGCAUCAGGGCACUUUUGGAGAAGGGAUCUGAUGAACUGAGUACGACGUAUGAGGGUGUCUACACUGCAUGCCGGAGCGUUGUGUGUGUUGCUGGGAGGGGCGAGGGCCUGUAUGAGAUGUUGAAAGUCGAGAUCCAUAAAUGCGUCAAUCGGCUGGCGGAAGAGCUUGAGAAAACCAAUAAGGAGGGUGUAGAGUGGGUCGGACAGUUCGUCGAGACCUGUACGUGGUUCGAAGGACAAGUGGCACUCCUGGAAUCGCUCCUUACCUACCUCGAUCGUGCUUAUGUGCUAAAGAAUCCUAGUCUUCUUUCUAUUCGAACUUCAGCGAUCUUGCAUUCACUCGCUUCAGAGAGCGCAUAUUUAGUGGUUAUAUCAGUCGUGGACAAGCUUCAGAAAGGAAUCUCUACAUGGGUUACAUGGGAGAGGAACGAGGGGCAGGUACAUAUCAACCGCCCCUUCCUCAAAGAGCUCGUCUCCCACCUCGUCACACACUACGUAUACGACGCUAUCUUCGAGCGACACUUCAUCGAGCAGACUCGGGAGUAUUUCUCAAAAGAGUCGUAUCAGAUGGUCGAGGUUGAGAAAGCCAAGGCGAAGGUGUUCCUCGCGCACUGCAACCAGCGGACGAAUGAGGAACAGGGUAGAGCGAGGGAUGUGAUGCCUGAUGGUACGGUCGCCCUUGUAAAGGAUACCGCCAUUCGGGCGCUGUUCGAGGGGAGGCUAGAGUGGAUGGCUAAAGAAGUGUUCAUGGAGUGUAAGGGUACGACUGAUCUCAAGAAAGCGUAUGCGCUGUUUGCAUCAGUAGACGGCCUGCCCGUGCUUUGCCGGGAGUUCAAGGCUUACGUCCAGGCAGGUAGAACAGUUCAAGAUAUCGUGAAAGAUGCAUCCAAGGAUGAUGAAAUGGUCAACCGUCUCCUCGAAUUCAAGUCCUUCGCGGACACAACACUCAAGGAAGCAUUCGUCAAUCCCUCCACUAAGCAAAACAACCAAGACUUUGCCUACGGGCUCAUCGAUGCGUUCACCAAGGGGUUCAAGGCGCGGCGCAAUAAGCCUGCUGAGCAGAUUGCGAAGCAUGUCGAUAGACUCAUGCGCCAUGGACAGCGGGGCGUUUCGGAUGCUGCGUUUGAGGCGUUGCUGGAUGCUGCUCUUGCGCUUUAUAGGUUUACAGAUGAUAAGGAUGUGUUUAGAACAUUUUAUCAUCGGGCGCUAGCGAAGAGAUUGUUGCUGGAACGCAGCGCCUCUGAUGAUUUUGAGAAGGCCAUGCUCAAGAAACUCAAAGAGAAAUAUGAUCCGGAGUUUGGGAUGGGAGAUCAUAUGUUCAACGACCUUGCCCUAUCGCGAGAUAUCAUGCGGGAGUACCACACUCGUAUCAGGCAUGAUAGCUCCGCGCAGAAACUCUCUGUUAUGGUUUUGCAACUCAGCGUCUGGCCGUUCCCUACGCGAACGAAAGGCGUGGACUUGCCUUCUCCAAUGCAAGCAGAUCUGGACAAUUACGCGACUUUUUACAAGAUCAAACAUCAGGGGCACAAACUCGAUUGGGAUCAUUCGCUUGGGACAGCUACGGUAAAGGCGCGGUUUGCGGCUGGUCCUAAGGAUCUUACGGUCAGCUUAUACCAAGCUGUCGUGCUGCUUCUUUUCAACAAGGAGACAGAGAUCGGGUUCAGACACAUCUUAGAGGAGACACUCUCAAUAGAUGACGAGGAGCUGAGGAGGACAUUGCAGAGUCUGGCGUGCGCGAACAAGAAGGUGUUGAAGAAGCGUCCGGUAGGAAAGGAUGUGAACGAUGACGAUGUCUUUUACUUUAAUCCGGAAUUCACCGAUGCGCGGGCGAAGGUGCACAUCAACUCUAUUCAAGCGAAGGAGACGGCUGAGGAAAACCAGCGAACUCAAUCGCACAUCGAGGGAGACCGCAAGCACUAUUUGGAUGCAGCGAUUGUGCGGAUUAUGAAAGCGAAGAAGGAGCUCUCGCAUGAGCAGUUGAAGAAUGAGACGAUUGAUGCUGUGAAGAGUCACUUUGUGCCGGAGGUGAGCGUUAUCAAGCUGCGGAUUGACGGGCUUGUCGAGCAGGAGUAUUUGAGACGGGACGAAGAGGAUCGCAAUUUGUAUAUUUACAUAGCGUAG
Suillus subaureus is the source of this 2412-nucleotide messenger RNA. RefSeq names its product Cullin family-domain-containing protein. The transcript has 11 exons. Gene Ontology annotation, biological process: DNA damage response; ubiquitin-dependent protein catabolic process; protein ubiquitination. Gene Ontology annotation, molecular function: ubiquitin protein ligase binding. Gene Ontology annotation, cellular component: Cul4-RING E3 ubiquitin ligase complex. The coding region runs from base 1 to 2412 and encodes 803 amino acids. The record is from RefSeq and is a predicted model, not a curated record. NCBI's taxonomy places the organism in Eukaryota, Fungi, Basidiomycota, Agaricomycetes, Boletales, Suillaceae.